Messenger RNA from Epinephelus moara (kelp grouper), 4290 nucleotides. RefSeq names its product nitric oxide synthase 1 (neuronal) (gene nos1). The transcript is spliced from 27 exons. The record is from RefSeq and is a predicted model, not a curated record. Bases 16 to 4290 code for a protein of 1424 amino acids. Gene Ontology annotation, molecular function: flavin adenine dinucleotide binding; nitric-oxide synthase activity; NADP binding. Lineage: Eukaryota; Metazoa; Chordata; Actinopteri; Perciformes; Serranidae. Gene Ontology annotation, biological process: nitric oxide biosynthetic process.
ACACACACAGGCACCAUGCAGGAGUCAGAGCCCACAGUGUGCCAGCUGCAGCCCAACAUCAUCUCUGUGCGUCUUUUCAAGAGGAAGGUCGGUGGUCUGGGCUUUCUGGUGAAGCAGAGGGUGUCCAAGCCGCCUGUCAUCGUGUCUGACCUCAUCCGUGGCGGUGCGGCGGAGGAGUGCGGCCUGGUGCAGGUGGGUGACAUCGUUUUGGCUGUCAACAACAAGCCCUUGGUAGACCUGUCCUACGAACGGGCCCUGGAGACGCUGAAGAACGUUUCCCCUGAGAGCCACGCUGUGCUGAUCCUCCGUGGGCCUGAGGGCUUCACCACCCACCUGGAGACCACCCUGUCUGGAGAUGGCCGCCAACGCACAGUGAGGGUCACACGUCCCGCUUUCCCACCCUCAAAGUCCUACGAGCACUGCUCCCCUCUCAGCCCAUUCAGCCCCGGGCAGCAGCAGCAGGUCAACAAGGAGCCCCAGCUUAGGGCCAUUGAGAACCUAUCCUCUCCGUCCAUCACCCAGUCGCUCCUGCAGAGGGGAGGCGUGCAGGUCCAGGACCCCCUGCUGACGAGGGACGGGAGCCGCGGCACUCUCCUGUGCAACGGGCUGGAGGAGAACAAUGAGCUGCUGAAGGAGAUCGAACCGGUGCUGCGCCUCAUCAAAAACAGCAAAAAGGAGAUCAAUGGAGAAGGACAGAGGAAUGUGGGGAGAAGAGACGCCGAGAUUCAAGUGGCCUGGGACCUCGGCGUGGGAAAUGGCACGUCUCCUGAGCUGCCGUCAGAUAACAAGAGAAUUCUGGAAAACAUGCCGGUGGUGGACCACAACGCCGACAAUGACAUGCCCCCGGCCCAGGGCAGGACCUCACCCACCAAGUCACUGCAGAAUGGCAGCCCCUCCAAGUGCCCCCGCUUCAUCAAGAUAAGGAACUGGGAGACUGGCACCGUCUACAGCGACACGCUCCACCACAGCUCCAGCAAGAUGCCAAUGUGCAGUGAAAAUGUGUGCCACGGCUCUGUGAUGGUGCCCACCCAGCACGUCCGCAAAUCAGACGAGGUCAGAACCAAAGAGGAGCUUCUUCCACUGGCCACUGACUUCAUAGACCAGUACUACACCUCCAUCAAAAGGAAUGGCUCUAAGGCACAUGUGGACAGGCUGGAGGAGGUGACCAAGGAGAUUGAAGCUUCGGGAACGUACCAGCUGAAAGACACUGAACUGAUUUAUGGGGCCAAGCACGCCUGGAGGAAUGCUGCCCGCUGCGUAGGGAGGAUCCAGUGGUCCAAGCUACAGGUUUUUGAUGCCAGAGACUGCACAACAGCUCAUGGAAUGUACAACUACAUCUGCAACCACAUCAAGUACGCCACCAACAAAGGCAACCUGAGGUCGGCUAUCACCAUAUUUCCUCAGAGGAUAGAUGGCAAGCACGACUUUCGAGUGUGGAACACUCAACUGAUUCGUUAUGCUGGCUACAAGCAGCCUGAUGGACAGAUCCACGGAGACCCUGCUAAUGUUGAAUUUACAGAGAUCUGCAUGCAGCUGGGAUGGAAAGCUCCGAAGGGUCGUUUUGAUGUCCUGCCUCUCCUGCUGCAAGCCAAUGGAAAUGACCCUGAGCUGUUUGAGAUUCCCGAAGACCUCAUCCUGGAGGUGCCGAUCACACACCCAAAGUACGAGUGGUUCAAGGAGCUGGAUCUGAAGUGGUACGGCCUCCCGGCAGUUUCGAACAUGCUGCUGGAGAUCGGUGGCCUGGAGUUCACUGGCUGCCCCUUCAGUGGCUGGUACAUGGGCACAGAGAUUGGCGUGAGGGACUUCUGCGACAGCUCACGCUACAACCUUCUGGAGGAGAUUGCUAACAGGAUGGCCUUAGACACCAGGAAGACGUCCUCCCUUUGGAAAGACCAGGCACUGGUGGAGAUUAACAUUGCUGUUCUUUACAGCUUCCAGUCAUGCAAAGUGACCAUAGUAGACCAUCACUCAGCCACAGAGUCCUUCAUGAAGCACAUGGAGAAUGAGUACCGGGUGCGAGGUGGCUGUCCUGGAGACUGGGUGUGGAUUGUGCCCCCCAUGUCAGGAAGUAUCACACCAGUUUUCCACCAAGAAAUGCUCAACUACCGCCUCACUCCUUCCUUUGAGUACCAGCCUGAUCCUUGGAAUACCCACGUGUGGAAAGGAGUCAAUGGGACGCCCACAAAGAAAAGAGCUAUUGGAUUCAAGAAGCUUGCCAAGGCUGUGAAGUUCUCGGCCAAGCUCAUGGGCCAGGCCAUGGCCAAGAGGGUGAAAGCCACCAUACUGUUUGCCACAGAGACAGGCAAAUCGCAAGAUUAUGCCAAAACUCUGUGUGAAAUCUUCAAGCACGCUUUUGACGCAAAGGUCAUGUCAAUGGAUGAAUAUGAUGUGGUGGACCUAGAGCAUGAGACGCUGGUGUUGGUGGUGACCAGCACAUUCGGCAAUGGCGAUCCACCUGAAAAUGGAGAGAAAUUUGGAGGUGCCUUAAUGGAGAUGCGCCACCCGACAUCCAACACAGAAGAUAGGAAGAGCUACAAGGUCCGUUUCAAUAGCGUGUCAUCCUACUCUGACACUCGCAAGUCCUCCAGUGACGAGCCAGAAGCCAAGAUUAACUUUGAGAGCACCGGACCUCUCGCUAAUGUCAGGUUCUCAGUGUUUGGCCUUGGCUCCAGGGCCUACCCACACUUCUGCGCCUUUGCCCACGCUGUGGACACGCUGUUUGAAGAGCUGGGGGGGGAGCGCAUCCUACGCAUGGGGGAAGGAGAUGAGCUGUGUGGCCAGGAGGAGUCAUUCAGAACCUGGGCCAAGAAGGUUUUUAAGGCUGCAUGUGACGUGUUCUGUGUUGGCGAUGAUGUGAACAUCGAGAAGGCCAACGACUCUUUGAUCAGCAACGACCGCAGCUGGAAGAAGAGCAAGUUCCGCCUCACGUACACAGCCGAGGCCCCGGCCCUCACAGAAGCAUUGUACAGUAUUCACAAGAAGAGGGUUUAUGGAGCAAAGAUGCUAGAGUCUCAAAACUUGCAAAGUCCCAAAUCCAAUCGCUCCACCAUAUUUGUGCGGCUCCACACAAACAACCACGACAGGCUGAGCUAUCAUCCCGGCGACCAUCUGGGCAUCUUCCCUGGCAACCACGAGGACCUGGUGACAGCUCUCAUAGAUAAACUGGAGGAUGCUCCACCUGUCAAUCAGAUAGUGAAAGUGGAGUUCCUGGAGGAGAGGAACACUGCCCUAGGUGUUAUCAGUAACUGGACAAAUGAGACUCGUAUCCCUCCCUGCACCAUCUACCAGGCCUUCCAGUACUUCCUGGACAUCACCACCCCACCGAGUCCUGUGCUGCUGCAGCAGUUUGCUGCUCUUGCAACCAAUGAAAAACAGAAAAAGAAACUAGAGAUCCUAAGUAAGGGCUUGCAGGAGUACGAGGAGUGGAAGUGGUACAACAAUCCGACACUGGUGGAGGUGCUGGAGGAAUUCCCCUCCAUCCAGAUGCCCUCCACUCUGCUGCUCACCCAGCUGCCCCUGCUGCAGCCUCGCUACUACUCCAUCAGCUCCUCUCCAGACAUGCACCCAGGAGAGAUCCACCUCACUGUCGCUGUGGUCUCUUACCGCGCCAGAGAUGGAUCGGGGCCUGUCCACCACGGAGUGUGUUCAUCGUGGCUCAACAGGAUAGAGAAGGGGGAGAUGGUGCCGUGCUUCGUCCGAAGUGCACCAUCAUUCCAACUUCCCAAAGACAACCAAGUACCUUGUAUCCUGGUUGGUCCAGGAACAGGUAUCGCCCCAUUCAGAAGCUUCUGGCAACAGAGACUGUAUGACCUUGAACACAACGGAAUUGAGUCGUACCCCAUGAUCCUGGUGUUUGGUUGUCGGCAGUCUGAGAUGGACCACAUCUACAAAGAGGAGACCAUCCAGGCCAAGAACAAAGAAGCGUUCAAGGAGCUCUACACGGCCUAUUCCAGAGAACCCGGCAAACCAAAGAAAUAUGUACAGGAUGUACUGCGCGAGCAGCUGUCAGAGACGGUGUACCAGUGCCUGAAGGAGGAGGGAGGACACAUCUACGUGUGUGGGGAUGUUACAAUGGCUGGAGAUGUUCUCAAGACUGUCCAGCAAAUCAUCAAGCAGCAGGCCAACAUGACCCUGGAGGACGCUGGCUUCUUCAUCAGCAAGCUGCGGGAUGAGAACCGCUACCAUGAGGACAUCUUUGGUGUCACCCUGCGCACCUAUGAGGUCACCAACCGGCUUCGUUCAGAGUCCAUUGCCUACAUUGAGGAGAGCAAAAAGGACUCGGAUGAGUAA